Molecule: messenger RNA, 17583 nt
Organism: Pocillopora meandrina
Lineage: Eukaryota; Metazoa; Cnidaria; Anthozoa; Scleractinia; Pocilloporidae
Source: the annotation of a GenBank genome assembly
CCCGAAGAAACCUGUUAAGCCAAAGAUCUUCAUUGAACGAAGUUGGUUUGUGUCAAAGAAAUGCAACUGACGCAUUGACGUACAUGUCUAAAAUUCGCGUCUUUCAGUGGAAUUGCAGGUCGGAAAUGUACAAAGAGUGGAAGCCUAAGAAUUCAGCGUAAAGAAUGAACUAUUUAGGUCGUUUUGUGUCGAACGUUCGAGGAUUUUACAACGAGAUAAACUCGGCCACUCUUACUGGAGCUAUCGAUGUUGUAGUGGUACGACAGGAAGAUGGGUCUUACAUUGGUUCGCCGUUCCACGUUAGAUUUGGAAAACUUGGCGUACUCCGAAGUCGAGAAAAGAUCGUAAGUAUAAUUGUUUCUUUUGUAUUCUGUAGCUUCGUAAACCUUCGCAAGUUCUACCAUAGAUUUUCUAUGAUAAUCUUCGGAGUGCCACAUUCUUCAUAUUAUAUAACCUUACUCAGCGAAACAUCGCUGACAAAACUGAAAACAGAAAUGGGAAUGAAUCGCCCUGAUUUUUGAACAAAUAUCGCCUUCAAAGGUUGUAUUAGCGCAAAUGGUUUAAUUGAUGUAAUUUUCUCCGACAAAAUUUGGAUUCUCAAACCCAGUAGGAAAAAAUACGUGAUUUAGAAUAAAUGAGUUUUUCUGUCUCACGUCGCGUCACUCUCUUAAUUUGUUUCUGUUCUCAAAACCACCGUAAAUUUGGCAAACAUUUUCUUCGUUAGUGGCAAAGGCGGUAUGUUCUAAUAUUUGUAGAGCCUUAUUAAAUUUCUAACAUUGUAGAAUACGCUCUAAAUUGAAAAAUAGAUUUCAGUGUGUAGCGCUAGCAUUCUGGACAAGUAAUGAAUGCAUCUUGAACCUAGAGUUAUUAUCAACGUGCGGUGAAAGUUUAUUAGGCGUUUUCCAGGGGCUGAAUUCGUUCCUUUCUCUCUGUAACUGAAUUUUUUUGCCUUUAGCACUUGUACAAAGAAAGAGCAUUGAGAGUAUUUAAAAAGAACACCUAACGCAAGUGUAACACAAGAUUACAUACAGAAAGUUUGCAGCGUGCUGAAACUCGCGAUUUCAUGAGAUUUGGUGCCAUGAAGCAGUUGUUGUAUAACCUUGCAAUAUUCACCGUCUAAUCUCCCUUUCUAAACUCCUACUUGUUUGUUAUUGUUUGUUCUUCAAUCCCAUUGGCCCACAAAAUGGCACUACCACAUACACACCCCCAAAGGAGAUAAUUACAAUUAAGAAUAUAAUGUUUUGAUAGCCUUCAGUUGGCAUAGGAACUCUUCAAGACAUGCAAAUUCAGAAGAGAAGGUGGUUACUACAUUCAAGGGGCUGAAAUGGGUUCAGUUCCUUUUAGGCAACAACAGCCUUUAUCUUUUGUGUGUUCCCCUGUUUAUGAAUUUUUUGUAAACAGUGGGAAACCAAACAAACAUGAAAAAAUCAAAUAUGCAUAUGAAGGUUUUUGUGGUUAAAAGGGGUUGGCCUUGGUACCCUACCAGUUAUUUUGCAGCAAAGAUACUUGUCAUUUUAUUUAGAAUAUUUACAUUUUUCAGUAUAUAGAUAACCUUGGAAUGAUUUGUAAGGGAAUUUUUUUUACCUUCUUUGCAUGGAAAAUUUACCACCUGAGACUGGAAAAACAAAAGCAAAAUGUUUCUGUUCUUAGUAAAAUUGGCAUUGUUCAGAGGGGGGGAGGAGGGGUUGUCAGGCUUAUUGAGCAGAUGCCACACGUACACACUAUUGCACUGAGUAUCAUGCAGAGUUCCAAGCUUGAAUUGUUUUGCUGACUUUGGUGGGCAUGUUAGAUUUUUCAAUAAAGAUUUACCAAUUGGAAACUACUAUGGGUGAUUGGAUGCUCUGUGUUUUGUUGCUGUGUGCUAUGCUUUGAUGUUUUUAUUUUUGAUAUAACUUUUUUGUUCUAUUUAUGAGUGAAAGUUAAAUUUAGAUUAAGUAUUGCAAGAGUUAUGAUUAAGCCUAAGGCUGUUGGUCUGUUGCUUGCACCACCAAAUACAACUGUUAUUGUUAUGUAACAGUUUUCCAAAUUUUAAAGACAAUUGUCUCAUCAGUGGUAUAAAUCAUUAUUGCUUUCUGGUAACCAUUCAAUGAUGUAAGGGCAUUAACUUGCAAAAAUUUGUGUAUGGAGAAAAUUCCAUUAAUUCUUUGCAUUGAUUUAUGAAUUACUGGCUUAAUUUAAUGUAUAUCCAUCUAUUGUAUCUGGAACCUUAUCGUAAUAAAUCAAUUUGAUUAUUUGUUUAUUAAAGUAGUCCAUAUGGUUACCCAAUAAGUAUAUUAAAGAGUAAGUAAUUGAUUAUGCUACAGGUUGAUAUAGAAAUCAAUGGAGAACCAGUGUCACUACAGAUGAAACUUGGUGAUGCAGGAGAGGCAUUUUUCGUUGAAGAAGUAGAUAAUGACCCCUCAGAAUUUGGUACAUCCCCUGUACCAUCUCCUGAGACACUUGAUGAUGCCAAGAAGGAGGAUAUUACAUCUCAAGAGGUGCUUUUUAAUCUUAAGGUUUUUUCUGUUUUGUUUUUUUUUGUUGUUGUUUUUUUUUAAUGAGAUCUUCCAAAAGAAUGAUCUACAGAAUGAAUGAAUGUUCUUAAAAGGGGUUAUGAAUGUAUCUGUAUUGUUUUUUUUCUUUUUUUUUUAAUGUCUAUCCUUGUUUACAAGGUUAAUUUCUUUGGCCUCUCCCUGUCUCCUCUAGUAUGGUACUAUUUACUGUACUCCACUAUACAGGUCCUGUAGUGGUAGGUUAAUGUAAAGGUGUUCAUGUUAUGUCAAAGGAUUGAUCUAUAGUAUAUGAUGUAUUGGUAGCAUUAAGUUGAAGUAGCUUUUAAUUUUGAUCUUUGCCCAUCCUCUCUGAUGCAGCUCUAUAAAGGUCCUAUUUUAGGGAACUGGGAAUACAGGAUUUAAUUUUAAACACUAAUAUCAAUGAAUUACUUGUAAAUGACUGUUUGAUUGGCAUAUCAGUUAUGAAGGCUAGCCCAGUAGUUAUUGCCAUUGAUAUAGACAUUGACACAUUCUUAGACGUAACCUGGAAUCAAGAAAUUUCCUUUACCAGCCUUAGAAGUAAAUGUUACAAGACAUUCAGUUGGGAGAGAAGCUUGCAAUGAGCCAUUUCAAUCCAUUUUUGUUUAUCUUUCAGGAAAUUAUUAGCAACACAAGCAUCAGUACUAAAAACAGUGCAACUAAGCUAGCUGAAAACCCUCAAGAGAAUGUUGUUGACAUGUCUGUCACAGAGGAAGUACCUGCAAAAUCUGUUUACCAAAGAGUACAAGCCCUCAAGGGUGAAGUGGUUUCUGAUAUUGGUUCAGAUGAUAAAAUUUCAGAUAGUAGUGUAGAGGAAGAUAGUAAAGCCAAAGAAGAAACUCCCAGUGAUUCAGAAACUGGGGAGUGUAAAGAAUCAAACAAAGAAGUUACAGAUAGAAGAAUAGUUUCUCCUGUAGAAAAUAAUGCAGAGUCUGACACUAAUGUGGAGGUAAGACUAUGAAAUGACUGACAUUAUGUAGCUUUUGUAGUUUUGUUGUCGUUACCAUGUUUGGAUCCCAAUUGCAUAGCCUGGAUGUGAAACUGUAUAACACCACUUCAACAGCAGUUGGCUUGUGUCAGGAAAUAACACAAUAGUGCAAAUAGUUUCCAACUAGGUGCCUUGCUGGAGUAAAUCCUUAAACAGUGAAAAAGGUCCUGACCAAUCCUGAGACAAUAAAAAGGUAAAGUCAGCUUACCAUCUGACAGUUCAGCGAUACCCAUUUAUACUCCUGAGUGGAGAGAGGAUAUGAGACACUAAGAGAAAAGUAUCUUGUGCAGAAGAUCUGUAUAUACAGGAUGGGUCCAUUGUCUAACAAGUGUGCAAUUAUUUGACUUAUUACAGGCUGUGGUAAGAAACAUAACUUCUAAGUCAGACAGUAUUCCUAUACCAGUGCGACAGAAAGCAGAUCCACAAGAUAUAUCAUCUGAUAGUGAAAUCAUGGUAAUAUAUGAAAUGAUAAUUUACUGAUAAAAAUAGCGUUAAUGAUUGAGUUUCCUUUGAUCAUAUGAGAUAAAAUCCCAAAUGGGCCUGGCCAAAUGUGCUCCGCAUUAGAAGAAAAUGUAAAUUUAAUGAUUGAAUCUUUCUUGUGCACUGAGGACGAUGGAAAUGAAAUGUUAAAGACAUGAACAUAAAUUAAGGAAGACAGGUAGAUAGUAAUUCAUAACUGCAAAUUAUUCUCAACUGUUUGUUGUUCUAUAGAUUUAAAACCUGAUGAUUAUUUGAACAAUUACAAAUUCUCACCUUGGAACUUACCCUAUGAGACUAUGAGUGACUGUUCAAAGCAGCACUUUUAAGCUUAUAUUCAAUAUUAGCUUACAAUUGCUGUUGCUGAGCAUAGCUCUAUAGAUCACUGACAAAGACAGUUUACUUGACGAAUUGAUUUCCACCUCAAUAUUCAGUUCAGUUCAGGCAGGUAUCUGCCAUUACUGACAAUGCUAAGUGGCAUCAUCUAUCUAGCUUGAGCCUGUCAGAGAUGACAGCUCUUGAGUUUCUCCAAGUUCAUCUGUUCAUCUAUGUUUCUUCUUCUGUGAAUAUUGACUUGCCACUGAUCAUGGUGUUUUGGUUCUCUGUCCAGCACACAUGAUUCAUAUCAAAGCCCACUAGGACUUUGAUAACCAUAACAAUAUUGAAUAUGUUUUUUCCCAUUAAUAUGUGAUCAUUUUGAUUUUUUUUAACUCUCCACAUUAUUUUCUGUAAGGAUUAAUACAUGUUCUCACUUAUCAUGUCAUUUUUGAUCUGCAGUAGAGGAAAAGUAGCACCUCAAUUUGCAGAGGGCAAAUUUAAAGCACAAAUUGUAGGAUAAAUUGAUCAUCAAUAGUACUUCAUAUAGUCAGUGCCUAUAGGUAAUAGCUUUAAUGUGCAUUUUUAUUUUAUAUAGUGGGCAGGAUCACACUCACCCUCCAUUCCAAGUGGUUUUAAAAGAGACUUUUACCCACUUUCUGACCUGGACUCACCUAUUGGCUCUCCACCUAGUCAUAGGUAACUGUUUUAAUGUUAUGUUAUUGAACAAAUUCCAGCAGAUUAUUUCCUCUUCGUAUUUUGUCACACAUGUACUGGUGCAUGCUCCCUUGAUAUUUCAUUCAUUGAUCUAACUCCUCUGAUUUUUCCUUUAUUUUAUAACCUGCCAGCAACAAAGAUAAUUUUUCUCUGCUUGGAGAAAGUAGAUAAAAUCCAUUUUUGCUCAAGGUUCUUUUUAUUUAGUGACUUACUGACAAAUUUUAGUUGUUGAUGAUUUAGAGGCUUGUGAUGGUCCUUUCUAGCUCCAGAAGAAAAGUUUUGUUUAGAGUUAAAUUCUCCCAGAAGGAAACCUGAAGCCUCGAGAAAAUGUUGGUGAGCUUGUUGAUCAUAAUGGACUUAAUUUCUUUUGAAGAGACGAGCUAGUUAGCAGUGCUCCAAAUCCUCAGCAUUAUAUGAGUGAUUCUGAGCUGGAGUUACAUCAAAGCCAAGAGAAUAUAGCAAGAGAGAAUCAGAUCAGAUGGGCUUGGGGAAAGCUUCCACAGGUAUUCGUCGCUUGAAGUUUUUGAUAUUACUUGUAGUUCUUGUCUGCAUCUGCAUGCCUUCACCAAGUGGAUCAAGUUUUUCAUGUACAUGUACAUGUAUAUUGUCCUGUAUAUUGUCCUGAAGUAUUACAAGCCCAAUUUGAAGUCCUGGACUUGUAGUAGCAAAAUUCCUUAUCCAUCUGCAUUUGGAAACAGUAUUGCUGUAAGUUUGAAUUAGAUGGGUUGUGCUAAGCAAAGCUCAUUCAACUUUCAAAGGCAUGAAACAAGCUGAAACAAGCAAGAAUGUUGCAAAGAGUUUUUCAGGACUUGCAUUCCAUUGAUUUACUGCAGCCAGUUUCCAUUGGGAAGUUUUAAGAUUAGUAUGAUUAUUUUUGCCAGAACAAGUUUUCGUGUGAAGUGAAAAUGAGAUGUUUUUCUCUGAAAGUUGCCAGUUGAGUAAGUAAGUAAGUAAGUAAGUAAGUAAGCAAAUUGAUCUAAAAGAUAUCUUUUAAGAUUUCUGACUUUUCAGUCAAUAAUUGUGUGGAAUUUUGACCUUAGGGUCCAGAUGGACGAUCACUGCCUGACAGGAAAUCUUCAGGUCUGCAGAAAAUAAUUGAUGCAAAAAGAACUUUGUAGCACUUGUUAUGAUAGACACUUUUAGGGUUUUGUUCUAUUAGAUGGGACUAGACUUAACUCUUGAGUCUGUAAUAUCAGUUUGUGUAUUCUCCAUACUGUUCUGUUUAAAUUUCCAUUGGUAUUGACCUGGGGAAUUUGUCUAACAAUUAAGAGCUUCUUAAGGGGGUGAUCAUUUCCUUUAUUCUUGUGACUUAAGUGUUUGAUUCAGCAGUAAUACUUUCAGGAGAAAUUAGAUGCUAUUAAACCUUAGAUGUUAAAGGGUUUAUUGAAAUUUGGCACAGCUGAGUAUUGGGUAUUUUGUAGAUCAGAGCCAUUUGUAAUCUGUUUGAAGAUGCAAAAAUAAGACUUUUUUUACCCCAAAGUAAUCUCUGAAUUACUUUCUGAACAGAUUUAAGGAAAGAAGACAUUAAACAUGUCCACAAAGCAAAGAGGAGAGAAGGAUCAUUCAAAUCACACAGCAAGGUGUAGUUUAUUAAUCAAGUGUAAUGUUUGAAUGAAGCUGUAGUUAAAGUAUGUAAUUACAUCUUUUAAGUUCUAUCUAUGAAGGUUUUGCCCUUGUACAGUAGUUGCAUACUGAUUCUAAAAGCCCCUAAAGCAUGUUUAAUUUAAUGAUGCUCCCUGAAAUACAAAGGAAAUUGAGCAAAGAAUGCUGAAUGCAUAAACAUAACUAUUUCUUGUGCUGUUAUCAUGUAAUCAUGUGUCACAGAUAAAACUUCAGCAUAUAUUAACAGUCACUGUAAGUGAAUAUUAUCAUUGCUAGAGAAAGGCUGAUAGAACUGUGAGAUUAGUAUGUAAGUAACAAGAAUUUUUAAAUCCUUAGUCAUCUGUCAUACUGAUAUUUUCCAUGCUGUGCUCAGGAUUAGUGUUUAACUUACUUUGUAGUAAUUCUCUGUUUGAUUGCCAUGUCAUAUUUAAAGUGAACUUUUCAACAGGUUGGUGGCAAGGAAGGAAUUCUCCUGGAUGAUCUCAGGACUGUAGACUAUGAAGUAGCAGCUCUGUACCUACAUCAGGCCUUGUAAGGGUUCACUUUGACACCAUUUUUUCAUAACAUUAAAUUACCAGUAAAAAAAAUUAGUGGAAAUGUAAUUUAAGAGCUCUUGCAGUAGUGCGCUCAGUCCAUUGUCAAGUUCUGAAUUGACACUUCAAUUUAUGAUUACAGUGGAGUUUUUGUAUUGUGUUCAUUUGCAAGAGAAUCAGUUGACUCUCACAUUUCGACCCUCCAACAUACAAACUUGACAGAACUCAUGGAAAAUCUUGUAACAUUUAGGAACAUCUCAUCUAGGAGAGUACCAAUUACUACAGUAUGGCACAUAUGCACUGCAGCACCACAUCUGUCUCAAGUGUACACACUCUUUUGAAUUAAAGAAAAAUUGUGUUCACAAAACAUUUCCAAAACUGAUUGUAAAUUGGCUGUUCAGUACUCUAAAUCAAGCAAUUAGAACUCAUUAAGGGGCUUCAAGACAAAAGUUCUUACAGUGAAACAAGAAAGACUGUGUAUUGGGCAUUGCACUAGAAGUAUUUUAUAAUUUUACCAAUGUUAAUGGUAGAUCAGCCGAGCAAAAUAUUUGAGCUCCAGAGAGGAAGAUGUCACUGUAACAUCUUUCUUGAAUUUACAGAGACUCUAAACUACAACAACAACAACAACACAGUGGCUCAGGAUCUGAAGACAGGGAGUCUGGUAUAGGACAGUCAUUGCCAAGUUCACCCAUAGCUGGGGAAGGACCAAAGGAAACAACGUAAUUAUUACUAUAACUCAGUACUUUCUGGCUGUAAAAUUGCAUUCUUGUUUUUGUUUUAUGUCCCAACCUUUUGCCUCUAAUACAUUGAUUCAUAAUUUUCCCAUCUUGGUGCUUUAGUCUUCCUUGUAAAUUAUUGGGGGAAUUUGGUGUUAUAUCAACAUCCUUUAUGUGAGGGGCUUAUCUUUGAUCCAGACUUCAUUUAUUCCUAGUAAUUUUUAUUAGUGAAAUAGCAUCUUAAAUGAUAACAUGAAUCUCAUUACUCUUUUCCUCAAACUAUGAAAUUUUCCUCAAUAGAGAGGAAUAUCAUGACAUUGCCAUGUCACUGUGUGGAGAGUUAAGAAAUGGUAAAGUAUCACUUGGUAAGUUGAAAAAUAAAGAAUGAAAUGAGUGCCAGUAUUGACAGCAUUGAAAUAUUCUGAAUGUGGUGUACAUGUUUCAAGAUGUUUGUUACAUUGCUCUAGAUCUUUUUAACAAAUGGAACUCUUUGAGAAGUAUCAUUUGGAGUAUUUAAACUGAAGAGUCAGAAAGCUUUGUGCCAUAUGUUCUUUAUAAAUCUAGGGCCAUCCUUGAAAAGUUAUUUAAAAUAUCAAAUAUCUACAAAGGGUUAUAAUUUAAAGUGAUAUGAUCAUAUUCCUGCUGUUGGAAAUGGCAGGGUGAUACAAUGUCAAUGGGAAUUGCUCAGCAUAAAUUGUGAUGUCUUUUUGGUUUCACAGAGAGUUUUAUACAGUCAAUAGUGACAUUUGAUGACCUGAGUAACAAUCCUGCAAUACUGUCAGAUCCCAAACUUGUUAUUAGAAUCAAUGACAGGUAUUAUUUUGUAUAUUAUCAUUUUUCUUAAUUGAGAUACCCAGUCUUCAUAUUUAAGAACUUUUUCUCUUCACAUCAUGCCUUUUUGUUUGAAAAAGUAAUUUAUAACUUUUUCAAACUGUCUGAUUUACAUUUCUUUAGCUCCGAAAAUUUGAAGAUGAAUCAGUCAGUUUCCACAAGUGGAUGAAUUGCUUUAUUCUUACCUGUAGGCCUGACAUUGUGAUAAUCAGUUCUUAUUUCAAGGAAUUGCUUAGUAGCCACCCCUGGGAGUGAAAAGGUUAUGGGACACAAUUAACUUUUUCAGCAUUCUUCUCCACAUGAGAUUUCAAUUGGUUAUUGGAAAACUGUUAGCAGUUGUUUUAAAAAGUUUGGGCUACCUGUGAUGGAUUAGAUGGAUUCAGAGGGCAUUUUCUUUAUCACCAGUUUAGCUUGGAGGUCAUUGUAAGCCAUGUUUGUAAGCCUCUCAUACAAAAAUUUAUGAAGUUGUUUAUUAACCCUUUGACCAAGACAGAAUUUCUCCCAACAAUAUCUGUAUCAAUGCAAUAUCAAGCAGACAAGUGAUAAGAUUAUCAUACAUUAGACUUGCUAAGAAAACUCUGCUUGGUUGAGAGUAAACAGUCAAUCUACAGUAGCAUGUGAAGUUGAUGGGAUAACCCAAUAUCUGCAGUGGAUGUUGGGUUAUCAUGCUGAGUUCAAAGUCUGUCUAGUUGCCAACCCCAUUGUCCGUGUAAUGUUCUCAAACUUUGGCAAACUCAGAGAGGAGUGUCUUCUUUUGCAGAUUGUUCAAUAAAUGUAUAAUAAAACAUUUAUUGAGUUUGGUUUUUUUGCAUGAUUUCAAACCUCGUGUCUGCGUUAUCUGCCUCAGUAUUCAGCUUCGGCAGAUAACUUAGACCUCAGUGCUGAUAAUUCAUGAUAUCGUGCUCAACCUCAUCCAAUAAUUGCUUGAUAAUACCAUACCAAAUUCUCUAAAGUAUCAUUAUAAGAAGUGUAUGGCAAAGAGUAAGGAGAAUUAGAAAUAAGAUCUUGGAAGUGAAUGGGUUUAUUGACUGUGUACACCUGUUUGUGCAAUAUAAUGUCUUUUUAAUAUACUGAAUAACCUUCAUUUGUGUGCAGAUAUUACAACUGGCAGAUUGCUGCUCCCAUGUUGAUGUCUCACGUUGUUUUCCAAAGACCCCUUCGACAAGUAAGAGUUUGGUUGAGUUCAAAAGGGCAAAAUCAAUUCCCAACUCUAUGAUAUUUUAUGGUUUAUUACAUCCACUCUGACUGGCUUUCAGUUGUCUUGAUGACACUGUCAGAGUGCUAGACUGUAUUCGCUGUACUUGCUUAUUGCUGUUGUAUGGAACCAAUUGAAGCUAUUAUUUUCUUUAGGCUUAGUUUCUCAAUUCAAGCUAUUGUUUUCUUUAGGCUUACUUUCACAGUUGCUUUUCAUAGUUAUGAUGAUCUUUCAUUUUUCAAAGUCUCUAUUAUGCUGGUGAAAUAUGAGGUUAAAUAUUUUUUGUUUGGAAAAAUAUAACACACAAGAGAGGUUUCACAGUUGAAAUUUUCUUUACAGGAUACAUGCCAGUCCCUGAUAAAACAACAUAUGCCAAAGAAGGUGAGGACUAAGUGAAAGUUGGUGUGAAGUGAUUCACAUGAUUUGCAUGUUUUUCAAUUCAAAGUUUGCUCUAGGCCCUUUGAAUGGUGUCUCAGUACUGGGAAGUGUCCUUGUACUUUUGUUUCAUUUUCUCUCUUAAAAGGACUUAAUGAUGUGAUCAUACAAGGCUUUGAUUUAAUAAACUUAGCUACUACCUUGGACAGUGAAAUAAUUAUAUUUUAACCUUUGGGCAUCAAAUACAGUGUAUAACGAUAAGUUUGGGUUAAAAAGCCUAUUUAUUACUUCAAUGUAAACCAAGCAGUGACAAAUUCAAAAGACUGAAGAAAUAGCUGACUGUACCCCAAAUGCGCAUAUUGUAAUGAGUUCAAUUGCACGUGCUUAUGUUUGCUGCUUCUAUAUAGCCAGAUAAUUAAUGCUGGCAUACUUCAAACAGUAUUUUGUCACUCAGUGCAUCUGUAAUCAACUCUUCUUUCCUUUUUUCUUCCCAGGAAAAAAGAAGAAGCUAUUGGUUUUCUUGGAGAGCUAAUGAGGAGAAGGUAAAACAAAAUUAAACUUAUGUGACUUGGAUGUUGUCCACCUUUAAGCAGCUCUUGUAAAUUUGUGAUCUACUAAGGGGUAAGAAAAACCAUUAACAAAAGCAGUGGUAAAUUGUGCCAUUCACUUUUGCACUCAGUGUUACUUGCCUAAUGAUGAUGUUGCUUGUAAGUAUCUGCACCUCAUACCUGUGUAAAAUAUUUCAGAGUUCAGACGAAGAGAAUGAAGAUAUAAAGAAGGAUAAGCCACGCCCAAGGGUGCAUAGUAGUGGUGCAAGAAAACAAAUGUCUGCCCCAGAGAUGGAAAGGGAGGAGGAUGACAAUGAAAACAGGGCAAGAAAAGUAUCUGGGUGCAUCAGUGGCAAUGAAUCAGAUGCAUCCCCUAAGGAGAAUUACAGGAAAGUCACAAGGUUAUCCUCUGAACAAAUUGUGAGUACCUCUGAGAUUUAGCCAGUUGCCAUUUCUUUUAAUGGAAAAAUACUAUUUUGCAUGCAACAUCAUUGUUGCACUUUGCAACUAAUGAAGUUGAGUCUCACUUAUUUUCUUUGGUGGCAUUUCGACUGAAAUUCCACAUCUGCCGGAACUGUAAACAUCAGCUCAUAAUCAAUCAACUGGUUAAUGAACUUUUUCAUAAUGAAGAAACAGUGGAAGAUGAUUUACUAUUUCAAAGGAAGUUACAUGGUCUAGAAAUGUGAUUCAGAGAAGAAAUUAUACUCCCUUAUCAGUGCGCAAAUCUUUCUUCUCUAUAGAUACUACAAGGCCCUUUUUUUUGCUUAAUAAGAAAUAAACUUUCUGCUCCAACCAGUAUAACUGAAGUGUGUUAUAAUACCAACCUAUGAAAUGCUUUAACUCACUUUAAGUUUCCUUUAUGUACAUAGUUGUAGCACUGUAAGAAAGUAUUUUUUUGUUUGAUGAAAGCCUGUGUGGCAAAAUGUCUUGCACAAAUAUGAGAUGUCUACUGAGAUUCUUGUGGACUCUCAAAGCAUUAAUUCCAUAGGUUAAAAAAUUCAUUUCCAUUCUCAACAGGCAAGUUUGAAUCUAAAAGAAGGGGCAAACAGUGUAACAUUCUCUGUAACCACAAAAUACCAGGUACAGUAGUGUUUAUGUAAGUAUUCUUUGAAAUUUACACUCAUCUUGGAAAGUUUAUGACAUGGUUUAAGUGCAUUUUGUGUAUUUUAGGGCACUGCGAUGUGUACAGCAACCAUCUACCUAUGGAAUUUCAAAGAUAAGAUUGUUAUUUCUGACAUUGAUGGGACAAUAACCAAGUGAGUCCCUCUAAAAACUGUAGUAAAUGUAUUAUGAUGUUCAAAAACUUUGUAGUUUUUAAGCAUUAAAGCUGGAAAGCUUCUUGAGUUACUCCAAAAAGUUGAUGACUUAUGAUUGGGGCCCAGUUGUUCAAAGGAUGGAUAGCACUAUCCAAUAGAUAAAUCUCUAUCCAGCAAAUAAAUGUUAACAAAAUGUAUAGCAUUAUCCCCAUGGAUAGAGAUUUAUCCAGUAGAUAGAGUUGUUCGGCCUUUGAACAAAUGGUGCUGGGUUGUCAAAAAAUUAUUCCCUGUUGUAGAGAGCAGUUCCUUUGGGGACUACCCUCACCCAAACGAUCAGGCUAGAAGAUGACUGUUUCUCCCAUGCCCCAACCAUGUAUUGUAGUAUCUUCAUUAAUAACUCACUCCUACUGCAGGUGCAGUUGGCUAGAUCAAUAUCGUUUGGUCACUCGUUGCACUGUGUUCUUUAACAGUAUAUUCAACUUGACAAUAACUGAUUGGCUUAAAGGCCAAAAGAAAUACUGAAACCUCAAAUUACAUUUUGUUGGAAAUAGGUUAAACCUCUUCCCCCCCACCCCUUCCCCCACCAAUGUUAGAUAGUAGCAGAAUAAAAGCUGUUGACACAACAUUGUAUAGGGAUGUGGAGGCGCAAAAUGCAAAGAGAGUGAAGUUUUUCAAUGCUUUUGGCCAAGAUCGUAGGUCUAGCACUACCUUUGUGUUCAAUGAAAGAAAGAAAGAAAGAAAGGAACUUGAUUUGUAACGGGCAGGAAAUGGAACAUGAAAUGAAACAAAGAAAAUUCAUUGAACUCCGAGACUCGUUCAAAUUUCAAGACUACUUGAUUUUGUUGAAAAGUACGUUUGUUACUAUUACCGAUUGUAUUAUGAUCGAUUUUCUGUGGUUAUCUUUUUAAUUAUAUGUUAGAUCUGAUGUAUUGGGUCAGAUUUUGCCAGUGGUGGGACAAGCUUGGGCUCAGUCAGGGGUGGUAUGUAUUGAUAUCUAUGUAGUCUAUGACGUCAGUUUAUUUUUGUGUGAACAGUAGGAAUAAAAAACGCAGACGUUCAUCAACUUGAGGAUGUACUUUGAUGUCAGUAAAGCGAAUUCCCUUAGCCAGUCAUUUCCAAGGAUAGCUCUUUUGGUCCUGUGAAAGGAGAAUAUUUGGAAAAUAAUCCGGUACGGUGGAGAAAAAAGAUGCAAAGUGGUUUAUCUUGUAUUAUUUCAGGCUCACUUCUUUUGUAAGAUCCAGAAGAAUGGUUAUAAAGUUCUUUACCUGUCAGCUCGAGCUAUUGGACAGGUAUGAUUUGUUAAUUUGAUUUUCUUUAAGCUUAUGCAUACAAUCUUUUCUACUUUUCAGAAGUGAUUUUCGCUGUGAAUGAAAUGGUUUUACCAGGAGUUCUGUAGCUCACUAUCAUCGGUGCAGAAGUAUCAUAAGCUUUUUAAAGUUUAUUCAGUGCAGUUGCAUGUUCUCUCGAUCUUUGAAUUUUCGACUCGGGUAUUUCGAACAUUCGUCUCCAGUGAAUAUGCAACGAGGAAGUUACCUAGGUCGUUUACGCAGCUCGAAUGAUUUAAAAAAUGUCGACUUUUUAUGAACAUUUAGGCACAGCAGACCAGAGACUACCUGAAGAGUGUAAAGCAAGAUCAGCUGAUGUUACCUGAUGGACCGCUUCUCCUGUCACCUGAAUCGCUUAUCAAAGCUUUUCACAGGUAUCAAAGCAACAUUCAAAUACAACAGCAAUAAAAAAUUGACCUGGAUCGAGAAGCACUUCGUAGUGCUGCUCACUAACCAUACGAGGAAAAUCGAGAAACUCCUUCCUUUCAUUUCAUUUGGUUUCAAUCAAACAGCGUUUGUACGCAUUGCACGUGGCAUCGAGAUUCUUUUUCUUUUUUUAUCAAUUUGUCUUUAUGUCUCAACUUGAAUAUCUUUUCCGUAUUGUAAGGUAGUUUCCUUCGCAGGCGUUGUGUCAUCUCGUCACCAAACGUGGCAGACGAGAGGGUGUUGUGUGACGAAACCAAACAACAGCUUUUAACGAGACAAUCUGUGCGGCCGAUUUCGUUUUUGAAACAGUAUUUAAAAGAAAUUGUUUUGUUUUGUUUUGUUUUUUGCCAUUUUUCAGAGAAGUGAUCGAAAAGAAACCAGAGGAGUUUAAGAUUGCCUGUUUGAGAGACAUCCAAAGCUUGUUUCCAACAAAUAGAAAUCCUUUUUAUGCUGGAUUUGGUAAUAAAGUUAAUGUAAGUGUAUUUAGUUUAGCAGCUAUAAAAUUGAUCUUUACUUUGAUUUGGUGAGACUUGUUUACAAUUGGUGAAUUUCCUUGGACCGACAACAUAUAAUCUUUGUUAUAGUAGAAGACAUGCACUAAUUAAGGAACCCUGGCGAGUAGCGCAAGAAAUCGUAAAACUAUUACUACAUGUUGUAGAUAAUUUAAAAACGUAAUAAAAUUAGUACCUAGUGCGGGGAAAAGAAAAGCAGACACCAAGCGCGGCCGGGAAAACCAUAGCAUUGGUACCUACUUUGGGUAAACUUGGAAUUUGCUUCAAAUACGGGAAAACAUGAAGUAAAGGCAGAUGAAGUGAUACAAAUAACACCGUGUGUUUUAAAUAGUACUUCCUGGUUUUUAUUUUUUAUGGCGAUGCAAUGGCAAAUGCGCGUUAAAUUGACUUAUCAAUUUUCCACUUAGGACGUUCUUUCCUACCGUGCAGUCGGAAUAUCUGUGUCUAGGAUUUUCACUAUAAAUCACAGGGUAAGUUUUAUUUGGAUCUUCUUCUUCUUCAAGUUUGAAACGCCCGACCAACGUCGGAGCCCCACCAACAUUUAAGUCCGAGUCACAUUCGAGCCCAUGGAAAGUACACCAGAAUCACUCAUAAGCAAGCCGGCUCGUUGCUGAGAAAGUAACCAAAGACAUCAUAGGGACAUUUUUCCCCUCGAAUCUACCUUUAAUGGGCUUUUUAAACCCUUGUUGAGAUCAUUUAAGCAAAUACUUUUUUUUGAGCUUAAUUAGAAUAUUAUUGCUUUUUGUCUGCGAUUGUCUCCACCGCUACGUUGAAAGGAAAGUCUGUAGUAAAAGCAAGAGGAGAGAAUAUUUAACGUCUGCCAACGGCUCGUUCCAUAGUCUAGUGGAAAAACGAACGCCAAAAGUAACACGAAUGGUAAAAGAGUCUUCAAUUAUUAAUGGCUUUCAUUAUGUUAUCUUUACCAGGGUGAAGUGACACAUGACCUCACCUCUGCUUUUCAAACGUCGUGAGUAUUUUUUUUAACUGGAAAGAGGGCCGCAACUUCUUAACCCACCUGUUUUGUCAGUUUAGUAGCCCUUCUCUUUCCUCCCCUUCACCCCCCCUUCCUAUCCCCCAUCGUCCCCCUUCCCCUUCUUCCCCCCCCCAUCAUUGGAUAAUCAUGGGUUCCUAAUGACUCGGUGAACAAGUCAGAUUUCCAAACAAGGGACAUGGUGCCGGCACAAAACAAAACGCAAGGAAAGUUGUAACGUGCGCGGGGGGCUGGAAUGCACCUGCGUUGGAAGCUGCGUGAGAAUAUGCUGAUAUGAAUCAAAGAAAUUACUUGUUGGUGUCUGUCAGGAAUGAAUAGGUUAAAUAAUUAUUUGGUUUCCUUCAGGUACAUCAAACUUAGUGACUUGGUGGACCAAAUGUUCCCGCCAUUCAAAAUGGAAGAUCUUCGUCCAGCGGGGCUGAUAGCACCAGACCAAUUUAGUUCUUUUACAUAUUGGAGAGCGCCACUUCCAAGGAUCUCUAUGGAUGAACUUAGCGAUGCUGAUGGGGACGGAAGUCAAGGGACAGUUUCCAACCAAAUAUAGAGUUCAACAUUUAGACGGUACGGAAUUUAUGCACAACGUGUUUGAUACAAUGCAACAAUUUUUCGUUUCAAUUUUUCCAGAUCCGAAGAAGCAACGUUUAUAGGUGGUUAUAAAUUAACUGAGAUACUACGAGCGCCCUGAUUGUAAAAACCUAUCGCUCAUUGCAUGUUAAAAAAGCAAUAAACCACACUUUCCAUCAGUUUACCGCUGUAGAAGCCCGCUUGCGUGAGUUACUACGACAGUAAACCGAUAGCAAGUGCGGCCUAUUGCUGAAAUAGCUUUACCUUGUGUGGCAUGUGAAGUCAUACAUUAUAUUUCCCUCUGCAAAUGUGUCCAAAGGAUAAGUGGACACAUGUUACGACGAACAAUUUCUGAGCGAUAAUGUUCUGGAAAUGAAAUUUGCAAUAAUCAUUGAAGUAAACGGGCGAGUUUAAUGAAAAAAUACUCUUUUGCAGGUAGACCAGAAAAUAUGAUUGUAAAACAACAAAUGCUGAAACCCAUUAAUUGUAAGGUAUUAUGGUUAUUUCUUUAUUUUCUUAGCGUAUUUAAAUUUUUUUGUAAAAAUAGGUAAAUUUGAAAAUUUGUUAAGGUUAGAAACUAAUUGAAAUUUAUACCAAAUCUAAUACGAUCCUGAUGGUUUUUAUGUUCACGUUAAAUUAUUGUGUAAAUUAAGUUUAGGUGAAAAUUUUCCUGUUAUGAAAGAAUUGUGUUUAUAGAUAUUACAAAAUUAUUGUAAAUAGCAUCAACUAGGUUUUAUUAUGAUCCAUAGAUAUGACAUUUCCUCAGCCCCAUUACCACUUUAGCUGCGUAUUUUAUACUCGUCUUUUACUCCCUUCUUAGCUGAUUUCUCGCUAUGCAUUAGAGCUGGGUUUUAUAGUGAAUAGUUUUGCUGGAUGUUGUUUAUCAAGCGAAGCUCUCGAUGUUGUUGACAUACAGACAAGUGAAUUUUACUGACAUUGAAGCAGUUUUCAAUUGAGUGUCGAUAAAAGAAAACCAAAGUUGUCAGUGACCAACGAGAACCGAGAUUAACAUCAUCACCAGCCAAUGAGGACAAGUGUAAACGGGCAAACUGCUUAAAGCGCGGGAAAAGACGAAUGACCAUGUCGCAAUGGUGUUAAGUUUUGCAUCUGAUUGGUGGGAGGUUGGCGCCAGUUUUCUAGGCCAACCAAAAGCAAAGGAAAUUAAACCCAGAGCAAUCCCGGAUUACUUUCGACCCUCAAUUGAAAAUUUCUCCGUAUGGAUAUAAAACGUAGCGCAGUUUGGUCUGCUGUGAGACGUGUUUGUAUUUGCUCGAAUGGCAAACGUGAUUAUGAUGAACAUUUAGGUAAAAUUUCUACGUUUUUUCUUUGGCACAUGGGAUAUAAAUUGAUAGCCCUAAAUUUGAAGAAUAAUUUUGAGAAGGUCAUCAAAGAAAGGGACUAAUAUAUGAUUGUAAGCACCAUAAGCCAUACUAUACCAAAAACAGAGAUAAUCUAUCUUUGCUACAUAGGUGAAGAACUUCUCCUUACGUAAUACGAGUUUUUCAGUGAGGGAAAUAAUAUGGAGUUGAAUAUUUAAUAACCUAAACGCUGUAAUUUCUGAGUUCAACGACAGUCUCCUCAGAGGGUCUCAAUGAGGCGAUGGCUUUAACGGCUAACAAUUUUGACCAUUUUGCGUCUAACGAUUAAAUCAUCCAUUGCUGUGAUAAGAAUUUUUUUUACGACAAUUAGUUAAGAUUUAUCA